ACGUAGAACGAAAACAACUACUAUUGUAUAAAUAAUAAUCUUUAAUUUUUGUUUUGUAAUCAGUUCCCCAUUAAUAUUAAAAGCGUAACUUAAGGAUCUACCAAAGAUGAUUAAGUAUAUGUAAAAAUUAUCAAGUAAAGUCUAAAUAAUAUUUGAAAUAAAUUUAUCAAGAACAACAAAAAGUACAAAGGGAAACAUUUUCCAUAAAGGGGCGCCAAAAAGUAAGACGUAGAAGAAGAGAUAUUUUUAUUUACUUUUUUAUCAGGAAACCAAUUAAAAUGUAUGCAAAAUAUGAGGAGAAUCCGGAACAAGGUCGUACAUUGCGACAGCUGAAAGAUAUGUUUCCUUCAACUCCACAUUGGCGAUUGCGAGAGGUAUGCAAAAUAAAAAAUUGGAACUUGAAUUCAUGUAUUGACCUGUUGAUGAAUAUCGAAUUCAGUAAUGUGUCUUGUGAUCUGCAGCACAUGAAAGUAAAUAAAAAAGAAGUUGGAAAAGGCAAUCUCAACAAGGACGAAGAUCGUGUUGCGUAUUUGAUUAAGAAGGGUUAUCGUGUCAUGGUACUAAUGCGUGGCCCACCAGGUGUUGGUAAAUCUUAUUUGGCACGAUCUCUUGUCGAUAAUUGUGUAGAUCUACAGAAUAACGGCUAUAAUAUAGGUGAUUUUGUAUGCAGUUCAGACGAUUACUUCUACAAUGCUAAAGGUGUUUACAAAUACAAUUCCGCUUUUAUAUCUGAAGCACAUGAAUUUAACCAUCAGCGAGUAAGAGACAAAACUAAAUCUGGAUUAAGUCCUAUUAUUGUGGAUAAUACGAACUUACAACUGUGGGAGAUGUUACCUUACGUUAAACUUGCUGUACAAAAUAAUUAUUUAAUUGAGCUAAUGGAACCGAAAACACCUUGGCGCAAUUCCACAAGAACACUGGCCCAAAAAAAUAAACACGGUGUGCCGCAAAACCGUAUACAACAAAUGAUGGAAAAAUAUGAGAAAGGCAGUGUUGAUUCAUUAACAAGGAUGUUGAAAAAUACAAAAUAUACCAAGACUCUACCUCAGAUGCGUUCACUACCGCCCCUCAAAACAGCUCCUAUAAAUGGUCAAAUGGUGGAAGCUACUAAUGAUAAAGUUACCAAAGAAGAGUCUUUAGGAAAUGAGCAGUCACAAGUGUGGAAUGCCAUCGCAACAAAUGAACCUAAAGAACAACGUACAAAAUUUAAAUCCAAGAGGUCACCGUCCAAAUCAUUUGAACAACAACAUUCUCCAUUGCUAUCAACAACACGUGAUGUUUACAGUCUUUUGGAACAAAAAACAACGUAUGUUUGGAAGCCGUUUGAAUCAGAAUCUGCUGACUUUUGGGGCAUUAAACCACCGCAACAACAACCGCAGCAGUUUUCGCAAUUAAAUGACUCUGCCAAAAGUACGUGUAGUGAAAAAUCUUUAUUGGAUUUGCUUAGGGAGGAUUCUGGGGUUGCGACAAAUGAAUUAGAAACCUUACCACAAAGUGAUAAUGAUAGUUCGAAAGGCUUAAGUGUUUUUGAACGACACAGCAUUAAUUGUCCGAAUGAAAAUACUGUCUUUAUUUCACUGCGUCAAAUUUAUCCAAACAAAAAAGUGUCUGGGUUAUGGGAUUUAUUUGUUAAAUGUAAUGGCGAUGUAGAUUGGGCAGUAGAUAUUUUACUUAAAGAAGAUGAAUUGGAAAGAAUUCGAGGUGAUGACAAUAUCAACUAUCAAACUGAAGAUGACGAGUUCUUCGAAUGUUUGUGCAAUAAUGCCAAUAGAGAAAGUAUGCCUACAAACAUUACUAGAGAUAACAUUGAUAAUAACGCAACGUCUGAUGAAAACACAAAGACCCUGUUAAAUCUAGCAGACGCUAAGCCCCAACGUCAAAGGUCGCGGUUCUCUCGUUCUAAUCAGCGUACAAAUCCAGCACUCUUAGAGGUAAAAGAAAAUAUUGAAAAUUGCUUCGUUUUGGGAGAUGAUCAAUAUUCGCGACAUCUACUAAAGAUACGAAACAAUCGUAGUGGAGCAAACGACAUAACUGGCUCCUCAAAUGUUACAACGGAAGGUUAUGAAAUCAAAGAAAACGCAUGUAUGAAGGAUAAAGAUGGUGAUGAUAAUGUCGAAAAUGAUGAUGAUGAUGAAGAAGAGGACGACAAUGAAAGUGAUGACUUUAAUGAGGAUAUGUUGGAAAUGUCGUUAGGGGAACAACUAAUUGAGCAACUAGCUGAGACUUUCAGAAAUGAAUCUUCCCUCGAAGAACAAGUCUCUACUACUUUACCGGCAAAUUUAAAGGUUUUUAUGCCUCGUUCCUUGGCAAAACAAUUGUAUAUGUUAUGGGUGGAAUCAGCGUAUAAUCACAUGGAGGAGGAACGCCAAAAGUUGGUACGAGAAGAUGAAGAUUUUGCUCGACUCUUAAAGAAUCCGAAAUAUUCAGAGUUUAAGCAGUCUCCUAGUAAUCUACGUGAAAUAUUGGACAUGGAGUACGCAUGGAAAAUAUACAAUCAAGAUCAAGAAGAACAGCAAGAUAUUGACAUGGAGAAAAUGCAUUUACCAAAUGAUUUGGCGGCGCAUCUGACACAAAUGAAAUUAUGUGAAUCAUUUCCUGACAUUCCUCGCGAAACUCUACUUGAUAUACUGGCAACGAAUGGUAAUGAUUACAAUGCAACUGUAACCGUCCUACAAAGCACCAUGCAAACAGACGAUGCCUGUACCACACAAGAACUUCUAAUGGAUUGUGCUCGUAGAGAACAAGAGCUGGUCAACCUACAAGUUCAAAACCAAAUGGAUCAACGUCAAGAGAGAGUAUCUAAUAACUGGGACGACAGUGAUCGAAAAUCAUCUUUACCGCGGGAUGAAGCCAAACGUUUGGCUUUACGUGAAUUCGAAGAAAGUCGAAAUCUGGCUGCACAUCACUGUCAAUUGAAAGCUGAAUGCUACCAAAAGGCUAAGGAAGCCAUACAGAGUGGUAACAGUGGCGCUGCCAUUUAUUAUUCCCAAAUUGCUAAUUUACACAAAAAGAAAAUCGACAUGUACAAUCACCGUGCGGCCAAUUGCAUCAUGGACGCUCAUAAAUACACCCAAAACAAUCCAGACCUAUUGGAUCUCCACUAUUUACAUUUGAUAGAAGCCUUGGGAUGUUUAGAUUUAUUUUUAGAUCGACACAUUACUGGACUGCGUGUAGCAUCGCGAAACUACAAACAUGUGUUUAUUAUCACCGGACGUGGUAAGCACAGUGCCGGGGGUGUGUCUACAAUUAAAAAUAAAGUUAAAGCAAGGUUAAAAGAACGUUGCCUCAGAUGGAGUGAAGUUAAUCCUGGUCUUUUGAAAGUGAAAUUAUUUUCUGGUUCGCGUCAUUCCAAGAAUAUUUGAUUAAACCAGGUAUAUGCUUCUGUAAUUUAGGUACACCAGCAUAUACCUGAACGCCGUUUACAUUUUUAUAAUGCCUAUGGGUUUGAGUUUUCCCCCUUAUACAUGUUGUUGUGUAUUUAUGGGAUUCUCUAAACAGAAUUGCGUUUAGAUUUCCAUUAACAAUGAUAUUUUACCAUUUUAUUAUUGUUUACAAUAUUUUACCUGUUUUAGUUUCAUAAAUUAUUUUUACAUAUAUUUUUUUACGCUUUGCAAUAUUUAUUUGGGUAUACAUACGUAUGUAAGUAUGUAUUUACAUAUUAGAUGAAUACUUACAUAUAUAUAUUUUAAAUAUUAGGUAUACACAUUCACAGAAAAGACAAAUACAUAUUCUAUUUUGAAAUAAAUAUUUUGUAAAAAAUGUAACAUUAUAUUUUAAACUA
Messenger RNA from Calliphora vicina (urban bluebottle blowfly), 3781 nucleotides. Its product is annotated as NEDD4-binding protein 2. Gene Ontology annotation, molecular function: endonuclease activity; ubiquitin binding. NCBI's taxonomy places the organism in Eukaryota, Metazoa, Arthropoda, Insecta, Diptera, Calliphoridae. Gene Ontology annotation, cellular component: nucleus. Bases 279 to 3362 code for a protein of 1027 amino acids. The record is from RefSeq and is a predicted model, not a curated record. The transcript has 5 exons.